AUGGCUCCAAAUUUAUCUAGUAUACGGCCAAUCUCCGAGUCUAAUGAAUCUGAACAUAUGAAUUCGACUAGUAUAAAUAAAAUACUAGCAAAUGUUCAGGGUUAUUAUAGUGGUGAUUAUGAUUGGAAUGAUUUUUAUGGUGAAGAUGAUGAAUUUUCACUUGAUGGAGCUGGGGAUGAUGAUAACAAUUUUGACUCAAGUACUAUUUUACAUUCAAAUUAUGUAACAUUAGAUAGUACACUGCAAGAUCGUUUGAAGCAUUUUCAAACUCAGAGUUAUGCAAAUAAUGAGUCAAAUGUAGGUGAUAUUAGAUUUAGACAGAGAAUAAGACGCAGAAGAUUAAGAGAUAAAAGUAAUGAAGAUAAUAUUCCUGAUACUCUCCAUGAUGAGAUUGUUGAACAGAUAAAUCGUGAUGUAAAUGGACCAUUAAUUAGUCAGGAAGAAAUAGCUGAAAUUAGAGAUAGUAUCUCUAAACCUAGAGGAGAAUAUAUACCUGAUGAUAUACUUAUGGGAUAUCAUACAGCUUGGGAUAUUGGGAAAAGGGGUUGUGUGGCUGUUAAAUUAGUAGGUAAUUGGGAUUCACAUAUUUCACCAAAUAAAGUUCGUUUUUUUAUUAUGGAUGGUACUGAUCCAAUAGCAUUUUUGACUUAUUAUACAAAAAGUGAUUUGAAAGUUAGCCGUGGUGAGAAAUCAGAAAAGAAAGGGAUAAUUUUUGCAAAGGAUUUAAAAAAUGGCUAUUGGGAUUAUGGAAAGGCUAAAAUAGUAUUUAGAAGAAGUAAUAAAGGUGGACAAACGACAAUACUUGAAAAUAUACCUAGUCUUUUCUUAGAUGCAAUGUUAGUUUGUUUAAGAGAAAUUGAAGUGCAUAAGAGAAUUGAGAAAUUAAAGAAACAGAGAAGAAAUAAGAAGAAUGGGAAUGACAAAAUAAUUAGUAGGAGAUCAAUUGAUCAAAAUAUAUUAAGUUUAAAUUCAGAACUAAUUAAUAGUGAUAUAUCAAGUAAUUCAAAUAAAGAAAGUGCCGUACCUAUGGGUAACAUUUUAUCAGGUCAUAGACAAUCUAUUACAAGAUUAGUAGCACCUAAUUUACAUUGGAAUACAAAUACAGAUAUAAAAAAGUUGCCUUAG
This is a messenger RNA of Cryptosporidium muris RN66, 1125 nucleotides long. RefSeq lists its product as uncharacterized. The transcript has a single exon. Lineage: Eukaryota; Apicomplexa; Conoidasida; Eucoccidiorida; Cryptosporidiidae. The coding region runs from base 1 to 1125 and encodes 374 amino acids. The record is from RefSeq and is a predicted model, not a curated record.